CUUCCUCUUAUUUGUUUUUCUCUGCUGCAGCUUCCUGCUUUCUGCCCGUCCGUCACACUCUGGAAAAUAGAUUUAAUGAUAGAGUGUUUGAGAAUCUUCUCUGGAGCUUUCCUUCAGCACGCUGAGCUGCAGGAAGCUGAUGUGAGAUGGCAGAAACCAACCUGAUGUCUGCAGCUUCUGCUCUCACAACGAAGCAGCUGCAGCAGAAAUUGUCAUCAGAGAAGAAGAGCGAGCAUCCGGUCCUCCUGCUGUUUGAGAUCCCGUCCACUCGAGUUGUUGAGAACCAGCUGUCCAAAUACGUGGUGUAUGAGGUGGUGGUGAUGUUGUCGGGCAGUUUCGAUUCCCGCCGUGUGUCCGUGGAGCGCCGUUACUCCGACUUCCUGCGGCUGCAGCGCCUCCUCCUGCAGGAGUUCGACUCGGCGCUGGAAGACGUGUCGCCCCCCCCCAAACUCCUGAGCGGGAACUUCUGCGCCGCCGUGCUGUUGCAGCGCCGCCUCGCCCUGCAGGACUACCUGGCCAAACUCUUCUCGACGCGCUGCGUCCGCCGCUCGCCUUUGUUCGCUGCCUUCUUCACGGACGCCGAGCAGCGGGGGGCGCUGGUGCUGCUGCGGGGGGGGCAGUUCAGCCCGGCGCUGAGGCAGCUAGAAGACGUGUUAGCGCUGCAGAACCCUCAGGUCUGUUUUCUGUCCCCUGAACCAGAACUCUCAGGUCUUCUGGUCUGCUUUCCGUCCCAAGAGAAGUUGCAGUGCUGGCAGAGUCCCGCCCUCCGCCUGCCAACGCUCUGUGCCCUGGCUGUCUGUCACUGCGACCUGCAGCAGCAUCAGGAGGCGUUGGAUGCGGCUCAGAGGGCGCUGCCUGUUGCCCGGCGCUGCGGCCUGCGGAGCCACCGGGCAGCGCUGCUGCGCCUCCUGAUGGACCUGAGCUACCGGCUGGGGCUGCCCGGGGCCCGCCUGCAGGAUGAGUUGCAGGGCCUGCAGGACCGACCUCCCUCCCUGAAAGACGACCCCCCAACCCUGAAGGAGCUGGUCAUCCAACAGUUCACCUGAGGGGCUAAAAAUGUGGGACGAGAUACAGACCGAAGGAGUCCUCAACAAGACUCAGCGUUAUGAGUCCUAAACCCUGACAUGAGUCAGGA
This is a messenger RNA of Notothenia coriiceps (black rockcod), 1135 nucleotides long. It is a transcript of the gene snx20, whose product is annotated as sorting nexin 20. The record is from RefSeq and is a predicted model, not a curated record. The coding region runs from base 147 to 1046 and encodes 299 amino acids. Lineage: Eukaryota; Metazoa; Chordata; Actinopteri; Perciformes; Nototheniidae. Gene Ontology annotation, molecular function: phosphatidylinositol phosphate binding; protein binding. Gene Ontology annotation, cellular component: early endosome membrane. The transcript is spliced from 7 exons. Gene Ontology annotation, biological process: protein transport.